Messenger RNA from Harpia harpyja (harpy eagle), 2189 nucleotides. RefSeq names its product protein-arginine deiminase type-2-like. Bases 152 to 2149 code for a protein of 665 amino acids. Gene Ontology annotation, molecular function: protein-arginine deiminase activity; calcium ion binding. The transcript has 16 exons. The record is from RefSeq and is a predicted model, not a curated record. NCBI's taxonomy places the organism in Eukaryota, Metazoa, Chordata, Aves, Accipitriformes, Accipitridae. Gene Ontology annotation, cellular component: cytoplasm.
UGCUCCGCAGCCAGUCAAGGAGGAGGAGGGAGGCGUGCCGGGGAGGAAGAAGAAGCAGUUGUGUGCUGCCGGGGGGCUCAGUGCCACCCAGAGCAGGUGGGGAAGGGUGCGUGUGCCCAUCAUCGGGGCAUCUGGGCUGCCACACAGGGAGAUGCUGGGGGACCGCACACUCCGGCUGCAGCAUGGGAACCGCAUCGAGGCCCUGUGCGUGCUGGGCACCCACAUCUCUGCUGAUGUCUAUGGGGCGGCCCCAGCUGGGGCAGUCUCCUUUGGUGUGAAGCACACAGAGGGGGUGAGCGUGGAGGUGGCAUGCCGGGGCCAAGCAGAGGUUGGGUCAGCCCCCGGCAGCAGAAUGCAGUGGCCACUGGAUGAGGGGACAGUCCUGAGGAUCAGCAUGAGCCGGGCCAGCACUGAGGUCAAUGAUAACAAAGUAACUGUCAGCUUUUACGCAGAGGGAGGGCAGCCCAUCAACCAAGCCGGGGUCUUCCUCACCGGCAUCGGGAUCUCUCUGGAUGUCGACGCAGAUCGGGAUGGCGUGGUGGAAAAGAACAACCCCAACAAGGCAAGCUGGACCUGGGGUCCCGAGGGACAUGGGGCCAUCUUGCUCGUCAGCUGCGACAAGGAGAGCCCCUUCACUCCAGCAUCAGACUGUGACGAAGAAACAGUAUUCAGCAAAGAAGAUUUGCUGGACAUGUCUCGGAUGGUCUUGAGGACCAAAGGGCCACAGCGCCUGCCGCGGGGGUACGAAAUCGUUCUCUAUAUUCCUGUCUCUGAUGCUGACAAAGUUGGGGUCUUUUACGCGCAGAACCCCUUCUUUGGGCAGCGCUACAUUCACGUGCUGGGCCGGAGGAAGCUGUACCACACUGUGCAGUACACCGGUGGGGCUGCUGAGCUUGACUUCUUCGUUGAGGGGCUCUGCUUUCCUGAUGACACCUUCUCUGGGCUGGUCUCCAUCCAUGUCAGCCUCCUGGAGACGCUGGCUGAGGGUAUCCCCCAUACACCAAUCUUCACCGACACAGUAGUGUUCAGGGUAGCACCGUGGAUCAUGACCCCCAACACUUUGGCACCAGUGAAUGUCUUCGUCUGCAGCGUGAAGGACAACUACCUCUUCAUCAAGGAGAUAAAAAACCUGGUGAACAAGGCUGGCUGUGAGCUGAAGGCUUGCUUUGGCUACAUCAACCGUGGGGACCGCUGGAUGCAGGAUGAGAUUGAGUUUGGCUACACCCAUGCUCCCCAUAAAAGCUUCCCAGUGGUGCUAGACUCCCCUCGAGAUGGAGGUCUGGAGCAAUUCCCCAUCAAGGAGCUGCUGGGCCCCGACUUUGGCUACGUGACCAGAGAGCCCCUCUUUGAAGCCAUCACCAGCCUCGACUCCUUCGGCAACCUGGAGGUCAGCCCACCCGUGACCGUGGCAGGGAAGGAGUAUCCCCUGGGGAGGAUCCUCAUCGGCAGCAGCUUCCCCACAGCUGCAGGGAGGAGAAUGACCAGAGUAGUGCGGGAUUUCCUCUACGCCCAGCAAGUGCAGGCUCCCGUGGAGCUCUACUCCGACUGGCUGUCCGUAGGCCACGUUGAUGAGUUCGUCACUUUUGUGCCCACCUCCGAUGCAAAGCUAUUUCGGAUGCUGAUGGCCAGCCCCGCGGCAUGCUACAAGCUCUUUCGGGAGAAGCAGAAGGAGGGCCAGGGUGAAGCCACCAUGUUCAAAGGGUACUUGGGAACAGACACAAAACGGGUCACCAUUAACAAGGUCCUUUCCAAUGACAACCUGGUGCAGCAGAACCAGUAUGUCCAGCGCUGCAUCGACUGGAACAGGGAUGUCCUCAAGAAGGAGCUGGGGUUGACGGAGGAGGACAUCAUCGAUCUGCCGGCCCUCUUCAAGCUCGACAAGCAGGGCAAAGCCAUACCAUACUUCCCCAACAUGGUCACCAUGAUCAUCCUGGCCAAGGACCUGGGCAUCCCCAAACCCUUCGGCCCCAUGAUGGGGGGUGAAUGCUGCCUGGAGCGGCAGACCCGCUCCCUCCUGGAGCCGCUGGGCCUACGCUGCUGCUUCCUCGAGGAGGUGGCCUCCUACCAUGGCAGGCUCGGGGAGGUCCGCUGUGGCACGAAUGUCCAGCGGCAGCCCUUUGCCUUCAAAUGGUGGCACGUAACACCAUAGUGAGGCCUCCUCCUCCCUCGCCCCCGGUGGCUUUUUCGGU